AUGUUUAUAGCCCGUGACUAUCUUUCUAUAUGUUGUAAAAUUCCUUUCAGUGUGUGCCAACAUACAUUAACCGCUUUUAAGUCAAGCAUUCGAGAGAACUCAAUGCCCAACACCCACAUGGACGGGUUCGUCCUUGCCCACUGCGUAUUCUAUAGUGUAUUUCAUCCUACUGAAGGUACCAAGGUUAGACAUGAAUUUCCCCCAGGAUGCCUCGAAGCCAGCGAUAUACGAUUCGAUACCAUCAAAAAUUACGUGAUUCCCAAAGCACAACUUUGCAACAAACUUUUAACGCUCAAAUAUGGAUCAUACAGGAUAGUUUGCUAUCCAGUUAACGUUGUCGCUCCAUAUUACGCUCGGAAUUCUUUUAGCUUCGAUUUUGUUUUUGUAUUUCCGUAUGACUGUGCAACGUCCCCUUACGAGCCAGCUAUCGAGAGGUUGGGUAAGAUGUUUGCGGUGUUGGAAGAGCAAUCCCAAAUACUGUCAAAGGCUGAGAAUAGCAGCGUUUAUUUCCAAUUGAAGGCCAGGGAUACCCACAAGCAUUCCACCACCGAGAUAGUAAAGGAGACCGAAGCUCCAGGUCCUCUCAAGCUUGGGGGGGACGUACAGUCUCAGGGGCAGGGCUACGCAUUCGAGAAGUAUCAGGAGAUACUGAAAGACUUAGAAAGCUCCAAACAGAGAUUAGCUAUCGACGAUUUGAUCGCGAAGAUAUUUCAAGACUUGAACAACUAUUCCGAGUGCUUAAUACCGAUUGACUCAGGCAAUUCAGUUGAUAUUAAGCUAUUUCCGCCUCUUUCUCCUCCUAAUUCAUCUCUCUCAUUUGAGGACGUACCCAUUUCUACGGUCAACUUGGCCAAACUGAUAGACGCGAGCUGGGAUCCAACUAUGUUACGAAUUGUUCCCUACAUUGAUGGUAUAAACAGUAUUGCAAAAAUAGCACGAUUAAGUGAUAGUUACGUCGGUUUAGUCACAGAAUGCAUCAAGCACUUCAUAUACUACAAUUGUGUCAUAUUAGCCGACAUUUUUCAAUUCAGCAAUAUCUACGCUCCAACCAGUGAAAUCAAUCGUUUCCUCUCUGAUUCCUCUCUAGCAGCAGAAUGCCAAACCUAUGUCACAUUCAGAGACUCCACGCAAAUCUCUAGCCUUCCGUUUGAACAAAGGCUCGCACCACCCAAUCAAAAUAAUCCAAGAACUCGCAACUCCAGCGGAACAUUGGAUACACUUCGCAAGGGGAGGACAUAUACCACAAGGGACGGGUCAUUUACAUCCGCUACUACAUCAUCGGUUAACGUUUAUCAAAACACUCCACAAUCGCAUAAUUCUUCACUCCCUUACCAUAGUGCUACAGACGCUGGCCAUUCACAGUCCGAAGGCGGGGAACACGGUGAAGGUAUGUGGCCGCUUCCUUCCCAGUCAUGCCUCUUUGAUAUGUACAGGUCCUUGUCGCAGGGUCAAACGGUCAAAGAAUGGUACAGGAUACACUUUGAGAAAAUGCGAUCUGCGAGAAUCGACGUAAGACGAUUUAUAACAUUUGGAGUAAUUCACGGACUACUCUAUAGAUGCUAUUCAUAUCCUGUUUUGAAAAACGUAGGAUUCUUGGAGGUGGUUAAAUCUUUGAACGCUCAUAAAGACUCCAAAGCCAGUGGAAGUGAGUUAACCUCGAAAGAUAGAGAUCCGCUCAACAGCAUUCUUUCCAGUGCAGAUAUUGGAGUUGGAUUGGAGAAGUCCAAAGCUCAACUGAGGAAAGGCAAAAGGCAAAACAUGUUGGCUGCAGAUGCCGCGGAGGAGGUUUUAAAUGACGUUUACCGGAAGCUUGCACUUAAUGAAAGUCAAUUGGACCCUUCUUCUACGGGAAACCCAAUGUCCAAACUUUUUGGUAAAGGCUUCAAUCGGUCUUCCGGGGACAUAUCGACGAAAGGAAGUUUAAGCUCAGCUGGUUCUGAUGCUCGCAACAAGGUUGCUUUUGACAUAACGAGGUCUAUGACUCCUGGUUCGGCAGAUGAGAGAAGAAAGAAUGAGAUGAAUCAAUCUAUCGCAACCAGAAGAAACGAGGAACUCAUUCUCCUCAAAUCCGUGAGAGACGUGGAAAACUUCGAUAAAAUCUGCACACGGCUUGAAAAAGAUAGAGAGGAAGUUGAAAGUAUGCUUCGAGACCUGGGGCCCUAUAACGUUCUCCAUACUUGA
Messenger RNA from Lachancea nothofagi CBS 11611, 2181 nucleotides. The record is from the annotation of a GenBank genome assembly. Lineage: Eukaryota; Fungi; Ascomycota; Saccharomycetes; Saccharomycetales; Saccharomycetaceae.